AUGACCUUUGGGAUGAACAAUCAACUACAUCAUAGUCCAGCUCCCGACUCCAACCCCACUAUGACUCGAGAUGAGAUUCCGAGUCGAUCAGGUAAGACUGACCGUCAGAGACCACAAGGGAUCAUCGACGUCACUUCAUCUGCAUCCACCCCUACUCCCAAUGCUCUAUCUCCAACUACGUCAAGCACUCAAAUAUCCAUCAUGAACAACUCUCACAUUUACUCUCCUUCCAAACCCAAACCAAAAAGAAGAUCAUGGUUCUCUUUGAGACGUACCAAACAGCUUAUCGAUCAAUCGAAUCAAACUACCUCCAUACCUGAAGAAAAUCAUUUGAUCACCCCCCUUCCCCCUCCAUCAGCUUGGAACGGUCAACCAGAAGAGAGAUUGCGACCUAUCCAAUUCCAACCUAAUAGAAUACAGACAUUAUACGUUACGAAAUCGGAGAGAGAUUUAUACCUCGCAGCGAUGUCUCAACUAGAUCAGGCUCCUCCACCAUUACCGUUGUGGUCAGACCGUGCACCUGAACUCCCAAAGUUGAACACCCAACUGACACCACUCAAAGCUCCCAGUAUACCCAAUGGGUCGAUAGGAAGAUCAGGUGGUCAUGCGAGGAGUAUAUCGGAAGGUGGAUCAACAGCUUUUCAUCCACUCACUUCACGACCUCUUUCACCUAAGUUGGUCACAUCACCUCAAAUGGGUAGAUCAGGGUUGAUGGUCAGAGAUGAGUUUAGACGUACCGCACCUCCACAACAAUCAAAACACGCUUUGAUGGCUUUCAUCCCACCCUCGGGAUUACGAUUGACAGGUUUCCCACCGAGUGCGAUUAGCGCGGUGGAUCUUGUAUUGCAAGAAAAUUGGGAUCAGGGAAUAGCAGUCAGAAGUGAAAGUGCAGAAAGUUUAGGUGAGAGGAAAGAAGAUGAUGAGUUCACUUGGAAAGUUGAAAUGGAAGGAAAGGUAUGGAAAAGAAAAGGUUCUCAGGAAUUAGAUUCGAUACGCCUUUUAAUCGCUUUGAUGUCUAUUUUAGGUAUUCAUGGGUGGACUUUGGUUGAGAAUGUACAAGCUGGAGGCUCCAAAAAAGACGCCCAUAAUCUCCUUUUCUCGUAUUCACCUGAAACCUCUAUAAACCCGCCGCUGUUCUUCGCUCUUUCCUUACCAUUACCUGACAGGUUAUCUCUUAUCUGCCCACCACGAAAGGUAACGCCAGCUAUCAUCUCGGCCUUACGAGAAGCUAUUAUCUCGAGUCCGGCUAAAAUGUACAAACAUGCUCGAGAAGGGACGGCUGCGACUGGUGUGACCGUCACGUCCGAUACCAAUGGCUCGUUGAACGAAGGAAGAUCUAAAUCACCCAAAAUCAGUUGGAAAGGGUAUGACCCGAGGGGUAUAAAGCUGGAGGGAUGGGUACAUGAUGGUGUAUAUAGAUUUUGGAUCGAUGGAAUGAGAAGAUGGCUAGGUGGGACUGUCAAGAGAAAAGUUGUCGAAAGCCUUCAUCCCAACCUAGUCAUCGCGAUCAUCAACAACAUCACCAACCUGCAUUUUGAACUCGCCGCAUCCAUUCUUCUUCUUCCCAUUGCAAAAGGCCGAGAUGUCUUUAUCUUCUCAUCAUUACCCUCAUCAGGUCUCUCGGUGGUAGACUCCUAUGUUCCCAAAGCACCUUCCAUCGCAGGUACAGAAUCGCCCGUCUUGGUAUCUCCGAUGGCAUCUGUGCCAGUACAAGAUCUCCCAGAUGAUCCUAGAGAGAUCGAUCCUGAUAAUCGACAACUACCAUGGACAUCUGUAGUGAACAAUCAAGCUAGACCACCUUCUCCUGUGAAAAGUAGUAGACCUCCGCCCUCGUCUACAGGGAACAUGUCCAACGAUAACUCCAGGAAGAGAACAGCCAGUAGAGAGUCAUCCAAACCGCUCUUAGCUGCACCUUCCGCCUCUGCGAACUCCACUCCCAAACAUAAAAAUGUAUUACUCAAGCAGAAUUCUCUACAAAGACGAAGAUCAUCUUCAGCGAAUGGGAAUCAUUCACAACCUCCUUCAGCGAUUGGACAUGGUAAUGGUAAUGACAGACAUUCGGUCGAUGGUCGACAUUCAACUCAAGAUACUUAUCAACCUUCGCAAGACGACAGCAGACAGUUCAAAGUAAUGAAUCCCGAUGAUGCUUCCGAACGAUGGAGUUUCAUUGACCCGCCUCCCAAUGUCGGUAAAUUGGGAGUAACAAUGUUCGAUACGACAGGUGGACAUGUCCAUCAAUACCUUCCUCCUCAAACUGCAGGUAGAACAUCAGGGGAAGAUGAUUCCAGAGACAAGCACAAUUCGUCGAUAUAUGCAGAUGCUCCGACCAAACCUGUACGAUUGAUUCCUAUUCAGAACGAUCAACCCACCCGACACGUGAAUAGGGGGAUCUUAGAAAGCACAUCGCCGGAAUCGGAAUUGGGUUUCGGCGAAAAUGAUACUCAAUCUGAUCUCAACCAUGCCAAUCCCAUUACAAAGCCUUUAGCAUUGGGUCAACCGAUUGAUAGGGAUUAUCGUGAGGAUGAUCAUGGGGGCAACGAUGGAAUGAUGAUUGGUAAGAUGCCUUUGAAAGAUAGCGACUCGCCUGAAAGAAGAGGCAGACAGAAUAUAGUCGAUCUUGGAAGUGCCAUACAAAGUGUUCAUGGUAGUGUAGGGUAUCUGCAAAGUAUGAUCUCAGGUAUUUCAGGACAUCAUGGCAAGAGGCUAUCAGUGGAUUUAGAUAAUGUACAACAACAGCAGCAACAAGCAACUCAAGGAUCGAAAGCUUCGAACGCUGUUCCUAAACCUGAAAUAGUAAUUAUAAACCCUUCAUCUCAUAAUCAUAGUAGUGGAAAAUCAUGUCAAGAUCAUACACCUCCACCAUUACCUUCUCGACCUCACCCUGAUCAUAUACCCGAAUCUACCUUACCUAUUUCGACAUCUCCUACUAGGACUCAACCUACCGAAGAGGAAGUAGCUAGACAACGAAAUAAGUAUCUUGAAUGGGAGAGGAAAGGGAAAGUGAAGAAUGGGAUGAGAAGGAUAUGGGAUGAAGAUGAGAAUUCAUGGAGAGAUAUUCCGAUCUCACAUGGUGAGGGGGUAGGCAGUGGGAGAACGAAAGUGACUUUGGGAUGA
Kwoniella mangroviensis CBS 8507 is the source of this 3114-nucleotide messenger RNA. RefSeq lists its product as uncharacterized. Bases 1 to 3114 code for a protein of 1037 amino acids. The transcript has 5 exons. Lineage: Eukaryota; Fungi; Basidiomycota; Tremellomycetes; Tremellales; Cryptococcaceae. The record is from RefSeq and is a predicted model, not a curated record.